This is a messenger RNA of Echinops telfairi (small Madagascar hedgehog), 2164 nucleotides long. RefSeq names its product transmembrane protein 108 (gene TMEM108). Gene Ontology annotation, cellular component: axon; early endosome; endosome membrane. Gene Ontology annotation, biological process: dendrite extension; retrograde axonal transport; postsynaptic density organization. Lineage: Eukaryota; Metazoa; Chordata; Mammalia; Afrosoricida; Tenrecidae. The transcript is spliced from 7 exons. The record is from RefSeq and is a predicted model, not a curated record. The coding region runs from base 184 to 1953 and encodes 589 amino acids.
GCUUUCUCCGGAGCUGUCGGAGGGAGCCAGAGCGCUUCUCCCGAGCUGGUGAUCGAUCAGCUGAUCGAUCGAUUGAGGUUCAGGAUGCAGAAGUGAGUGAGCGGUGAAAAGCAGCAGAGCCGAUGGGUUGUGAAGAUACAGAAUCAUGAAUAAACUGGAGGACAAGCAGGACCAGAUGAUACCAUGAAGAGAGGUUUACAGGCCCUCUAUUGCCAACUGUUAAGCCUCUUCCUGCUCUCGGCACUGACUGAAGUGCCUGCGUUUGCCAUCCAGGAACCAGCCCCCAGGGAAUCUCUGCAGGUCUCCCCCUCAGCCACAUCUUCAGGCACCAUGGUGACAGCACCUCCCAGCUCAACCAGACGCUCCCUGGGGGCAGCUGGCCCUGCGCCUGUGGUGAAGCCGGAACAGCAUGAGGAUAGACCCUCCUCACAGGCCACAGUGCCUACGGAGAAGACGACAUCCCACCCAGACACACACUCUCCUGUGGGCGCCAUGCUGGCCAUGGAAGCCAGCUCCCCUCCUUCUGCCAUGGCAACCACAUCCUCCCACCAAGAGGAUCGCCCCUCAGGGGACCCCAUCUCCACCAUCCUGCCGUCCAAGCCUACAGAAGCCACCAACCACCCCCCAGGGGAGGCCGUGCCCACCAUCCUGCUGACCAAGCCUAUAGAAGCUACCAACCACCCUCCAGGGGAGGCCAUGCCCACCAUCCUGCUGACCAAGCCUACAGAAGCCACCAACCACCCUCCAGGGGAGGCCGUGCCCACCAUCCUGCUGACCAAGCCUACAGAAGCCACCAACCACCCUCCAGGGGAGGCCGUCUCAAGAAGGAAGGAGAGCCAACGUGGGCAAAAGCAGAGCCCCACACCCCCAGGGCAGGAGCGGCCCCUGGGCAAGAUCUUUCAGAUCUACAAGGGCAACUUCACAGGGUCUGUGGAACCAGACCCCCUUGCCCCCACCCCCAGAAACCCACCCCAGGGUUCCUCCUUCUUGCCGCGGCCCCAGACAGCGGUCCUCACCACAGCGCCCAGCAGCACAUCAUGGGCAUCACCCACCACCCCCGUGGCGCCUGCAGAGAACAAGCCAAGCCUGAGCAGAACAGACCCAGGGGAUGGUCUCCCCUUCACCAGCCAAGGAGGGGGACUGAACACCACAGCAGCCUCCGGUGCCCCUUCCAGCCCACAGCCUGCCCCAGUGCCUUCUCAGCGCCCCCGUGGUGACCCACCGGGUGGCCCCAGCCUCAGUAACUCCUGGCUUGCUGACACCGCAGGUACCAGACCUUGGUCUGCCAGCUCUGGGGUCUUCACAGCCACCCGCGGGCCCACCCAGGCUGCCUUUGAUGCCAGUGUCUCAGCCCCUUCCAGGGGGCUUCCUCAGGGAGCAUCCACAACCCCACAGACCCCAGCCCGCCCCCCUGUUUACCGCACGGAGGAGGAGGCUGCAGCCACCUCCCCCGUGACCAGCAGAGCACCCAGUCCUCUCUCCACAGUGGUGUCCACGGCCACAGGGAACUUCCUCAACCGCCUAGUUCCCGCCGGGACCUGGAAGCCGGGAGCAGCAGGCAACAUCUCCCACGUGGCUGAGGGGGACAAACCCCAGCACAGAGCCACCAUCUGCCUGAGCAAGAUGGAUAUCAUCUGGGUGAUCCUGGCCAUCAGCGUGCCCAUCUCCUCCUGUUCUGUCUUGCUGACAGUGUGCUGCCUGAGACGGAAGAAGAAGACGGCCAACCCGGAGAACAACCUGAGCUACUGGAACAACGCCAUCACCAUGGACUACUUCAACAAGCAUGCUGUGGAGCUGCCCAGGGAGAUCCAGUCCCUGGAGACCUCAGAGGACCAGCUCUCGGAGCCCCGGUCCCCGGCCAACGGCGACUACAGGGACACUGGGAUGGUCCUGGUGAACCCCUUCUGUCAGGAAACGCUGUUUGUGGGGAACGACCAAGUGUCUGAGAUCUAAAUGCAGCGGCCAGCCCUCUUCGUCUCUAAAUGAUAAAUAUACAAAUACACAUCUAUAUUAUAAAUAUAACCUUUGUGUAACCCUGACUUAAUGAGAAACAUUUUCAGCUUUCUUUUCCUAAGACUUGUCAACAUCUUUUUUAUAAGUGUGGUUUAAAGAAACUUUACAGAAUGAUUCUUGGCUUUAUAAAAUAAAGGUAUUUCUAAGCAAA